This is a messenger RNA of Alosa alosa (allis shad), 5184 nucleotides long. RefSeq names its product kelch repeat and BTB (POZ) domain containing 8 (gene kbtbd8). The transcript has 5 exons. Gene Ontology annotation, molecular function: protein binding. The record is from RefSeq and is a predicted model, not a curated record. NCBI's taxonomy places the organism in Eukaryota, Metazoa, Chordata, Actinopteri, Clupeiformes, Clupeidae. Bases 135 to 1940 code for a protein of 601 amino acids.
CAUAAAUCAAGAUUAAGCUAGGCUCUAGUGAGAAAUCAUUGAUCAGGAUAUGAUUGGAUAGUGCUUGUUUCCGGGGCUCAGAUCCACUGGUGACGUCUGGUUUUACCAUCUGCAGCGAGACAGACUGGGCGAGAAUGGCUGCCGGGGGAGAGGUCGGAAAGCUGUUACAAGUGCAGAAUGGAACUCCAGCAAAUACAAGCAUCAAUGGGGUAGACGCUCUUCAUGCAUGCAACGUCCUCCAGCAGCUGAAAGUCCUGUAUGAUGAAGCACAGUUGACCGAUAUCGUUGUGGAGGUGGACCAUGGCAAAACAUUUUCCUGUCACAGAAAUGUCCUGGCCGCCAUUAGCCCUUACUUCAGAUCCAUGUUCACAAGUGGCCUUACAGAAAGCAGCCAGCGAGAGGUGCGCAUCGUUGGCGUGGAAUCAGAGUCCAUGCACCUAGUCCUGGACUACGCCUACACGUCCCGCGUCACGCUCUCCGAGUCCAACGUGCAGGCGCUUUUCACAGCCGCCAGCAUCUUCCAAAUCCCGGCACUGCAGGACCAGUGUGCCCAGUUCAUGAUCAGCCGCUUGGACCCGCAGAACUGUAUCGGCGUGUUCAUGUUUGCGGACGCGUACGGGCACCAGGAGCUGCGGGAGCGCUCGCAGGACUACAUCCGCAAGAAGUUCCUGUGCGUGGUGGGCGAACAGGAGUUCCUGCACCUGACCAAAGAGCAGCUGGUGGGCAUCCUGAACAGCGACGACCUGAACGUGACCAAGGAGGAGCACGUGUACGAAAGCGUGGUGCGCUGGCUGGAGCAGGACCGGGACGGGCGCCAGACUCACCUGGAAGAGGUGUUCUCCAAGUGCAUCCGCCUGCCGCUGCUGGACGAGGCCUUCCGCAGCCGCAUCCCGCCAGCCCUGGCGAUCGCCAUGCCCAAGGAGCCCGUCGACAAGGGCCACCUCAAUGGCACUAACGGGUGUCCGCAGCGGCUGGGCAUGACCGCCUCCGAGAUGGUGAUCUGCUUUGACGCUGCACACAAGCACUCAGGGAAGAAGCAGACGGUGCCUUGCCUGGACACGGCCACAGGGAAGGUGUACAAGCUGUGCAAGCCGCCCAACGACCUCCGCGAGGUGGGCAUCCUGGUCACCUCGGAGAACGACAUCUACAUCGCCGGCGGGUACCGGCCCAGCAACAGCGAGGUGUGUAUCGACCACCGGGCAGAGAGCGACUUCUGGCAGUACGAGCACGCCAACAACCGCUGGUUGCCGCGGGCGCCACUGCUGCGGGCGCGCAUCGGCUGCCGGCUGGUGCACUGCUGCGGAAAGCUGUACGCGCUGGGAGGUCGUGUCUACGAGGGCGACGGGCGGAACGCGCUCAAGUCGGUCGAGUGCUACGACGCCCGUGACAACUGCUGGACUGCCGUUAGCCCCAUGCCCGUUGCCAUGGAGUUUCAUAGUGCUGUGGAGUAUAAAGAAAGGAUCUACGUCUUGCAAGGGGAGUACUUCUUCUUCUUUGAUCCUCGGAGGGACUACUGGGGCCACUUAACCCCCAUGAGCAUCCCGCGGAGCCAGGGACUGGCUGUGCUGCAUAGAAACUGCAUCUACUACAUCGCCGGCGUCUGCAGGAACCACCAGCGCACCUUCACCGUGGAGACGUACGACAUCGAGCAGAACACCUGGAGCCAGCGGCACGACCUGCCCUUUGACCAGGCCACCAGCCCCUACAUCAAGGCACUGCUGCUGGGCGGCAAGCUGCACCUGUUUGUGCGCGCCACGCAGGUGAUGGUCGAGGAGCACGUCUUCCGCACCAGCCGCAAGAACUCCCUCUACCAGUAUGACGACGAGGCGGACCAAUGGAAGAAGGUCUACGAGACGCCCGAUCGCCUCUGGGACCUGGGCCGCCAUUUUGAAUGCGUGGUGGCCAAACUCUACCCACAGUGUCUUCUCAAAGUGCUCUGAUACAGCGGGGAGGAGAGGGGUAAUUGCCACCCUUGGCAUGCCUGAGGUGCUACUCGGCCACAGGGGUCAGAUGACGCCCUGCUCUGAGUGUCUCGGUCUAGAGACCAUCAGGAUUUCUAAAGUCUUAAACAAAGUGUUUGAGUGUCCGAAGGACAGCGUUUUUUGUUGUUGUCGUCGUUGCUGUGGGUGUACACUCUUCUAAAGGUGCCCGUCGUCGAUGCCUGUCCAGUGAGCACAGGGCACCCACACGAUUACUUGUUUUACAGCCGUACAAUGAAUCAUAAGUGCAAUUAUCAUAUGGUUUGCAAAACAUGUGUUUGAGCCAUCUGUCAUUCUUCUAGGUUUAAGACCGUUAGGGUAGGAUUGGUGUUUUCGUUUUUUCUUUAGUUUUGUUGGCAUGCAGUGUUGAGGGUGUUGUGAUGGGGCAACCUCUGGAAAUGGGUUCGUGCAGAGCAUUGACACCAGAAGUACAAAAAGCAAAUAUAUGAAAGAAUAUAUAGCUAUAUGUACUCAUACGGGUAUGUUGAGCGGGUGUGCUCUGUUAGGUAGCUAGGUUUAGAGAAAAAAAAAAAAAAGUAAUUUUGAUUUUGCCGUUCUUUUCAUUUUACUGUUUUGUGACGUUUGCCAUGCCUCCUAAUGCUUGGCCAUUCAUUUUAGAAUUGAGUUUGAGAUGUUUGUUUUACGUUUGAGUGUGUUUGGUUGUGAUGGGUAUGCGUUAUCAUUUUGGUGCAUUUCGUUGCAUUGCCAAGAUGUGCGAGAGGCCCCUCAUGCUGUUUCAUAAAACAGGCUUCCCUACUAUCUAUAUAUCUAUCUAAAUAUAUAUAUGUGUGUGUGUGUGUGUGUGUGUGUGUGUAUGUAUGUAUGUAUGUAUGGAUAAGUAUUGGUUAUGAAUGUUUGCAGUACGUCUCACCAGUUUGCUAUAUAUCACACAUUUUAUGUUUUGAAUUUUUCUUUUUUGUUGGUUUAUUUUGAGAUUAUUUUUGUUUGUCUUGUUUUGUGAAUCAGUAUGGUGGACAUUUUGGGUCUUACUCAACAUCCAAAUCUCUCAUGAAAAACAACUUACACCAGCCAGAACAUCUGUAGAAAGAAGUUACUUAGUCUCCAUAUUGGAGUAGAGAAAAAUAUGAUGAGUACAGCUGAAUGGGUAGCUGUGAGGGUGUGUGUGUGUGUGUGUGUGUGUAGGGAGGAUCCAAAACGGGCAGUAGGUUUUGCUGACAGAAGCGCCAUGCCUGUCUGAUAGGGAGUGAAGGGAAGAUUGUGGAGAGAGGGAUGUUGAUUUUUCUCAUUUUUAAAAAAAAGAAAGUAGUUGGGUCUGAGUGGUCAUCUCUCCGCAGGUGGCUGUCUGUGGACUUGACUCAGACUCUAAAACAAAACAUCUGCAUUCAGACAGGGCAUCUCAAAGGCCAAAAAUGCAUUCUGCGAAAUGCGCCAUUGUGGUCUGGAACGUUUGGUUCUCGUAGCAAUAACAGUAGAAGCUGAAAUUGUGUGGACAGGGGCGAAGGGAUAGGCUAGGCCUAAGGCGAAAGAACGAACAUAUUCCUCAAUUCUUCGAGAAAGUGCAUUAACAGUUGUUGCUAGCUAAAUGUUUGGUGCUGAAAUCGAUGUGAUCUGUGUGAGUUCUUAAGAGUGGUUUGAAGUCAUGUCCCUGCGAGUCCGUUAAGUGCAGAAUCCCUCCGGGAUGUCAUUGUGCCUAUAGAUAAAACAAAGCAGGCCUGCAGACAGAAUGCCGGCUGCGUGAUAUUUGCCUGUUGGAGUCGCAAGCGAAGCCCCUCUAAAGUCUUACUCAUUGUUGCACUGAAUCAUUUUUUCCACUUUUAAAAAACGGCUUGCCACUGCAAAUUAUUCCACACAACCGCCCCCCCCCCCCCCACCCCCCCACCCACUCCACAGACAUAAGUCAGGAUGGAGAAGCAUCCUGAGCUGUGUGUGUAUAUCCAUGCAUUCUCACUUCCUGGAAUACGAAUACCGAAAAAGAAGAAACAUUUGGUGCUGCUUAUUUGACAAUCUUGUACAGAAUUACAUGACGAUUACAGCCAUCGGGUAACGUCCCUUAUUGUAGCGCAACAUUGUUUUUUUUCUCAGUAGUUUUGAUCAUACACAGGUUCCUGCAGGUCCUGAGUUUGCACUACAUCCUCCUUUUAAUUGUGAAUAGCGGAGGUUGUCCUUUUCAAUCAGAUGACAAAGCAAUCUUGUGGAGAAAGCAGAACUCAAAACCUCAAAGCUCUGUUUCACAAAAAAAUAAAAGAAAUGUUAGUUUUAGUUUCGCCAUGUAUAGCAAGCAAUUGCAAAAGAUUUGAAAACAGUCAACAUAGACGGAUCACAGCUUGGCUUUGCUGUCAUCUGCCCCUCAUUGCUUUGCCGUCCCUGCCAGAUACAAGGCUCUGCGGGAAGCUACAGUGACUGGCGACGAUCAUGUGACUGUGGGGCGGGGACUGUCAGCACCUCAGAACCUCUUGACCCCGCCCAUGGCCUCCUCACCCCAUGUGAACCGCUGAAAAAAAGCUCAGAGGUGCAGGAACCCGAAGCAACGGACAACUCUCAGGAUUUCUAUUGUUAAACACAGUACUGUAUUUAAAUCAUUUGUUUAAAUGUGUAUUAUACUGUAUCAUAUGUUUGCUGUACUUGCACAGUUUCUUUUUUUCUUUUUUUUUUUUUUAAACAAACCCUGUUUGUUACCCUUCCCAACUUGAAUAAUAGAUGUGAUGGGUUCUUUGUAUGUCUCUGAUGGGUGUAUUAUUUUCUUUUUUCUAUAUUUACUCGUAGGUUUGGGUAUGUGAAAGAUUUUGCUCUGGGGUUUAAGAAAAAAAAAAGAAAAAAAAUACUCUCCAAACAAAAUCACAUUCGCUAUUAUAAAGUUCUAAUUCUCUAUUUUUGGAUUGCAUCACCACAGUAACAGUAUAAACUACAACUACAAAGCAUUACAGAUAUUAACUCCGUACAUUAACCUCUCAACAAACACCAGUCAUCCGUUGUACAAAAAGCUUCGUAAGAGAUAAAAACACACCUUAUGCUAUUGCCUGCUUUCCAUGCAAAAUGCUAUAGAGCUUGUGCUACCUUUGUUUGGCUCUCAAAGCUUUCUUGAGUAUCCACAGUUUGGUGGAUACCACCAGUGAGUUCUUCCUUCUAUUUGACUUUCUUUUUUCACUUUUGUUUGCUUGGUUGUAUGAUAUGAAACUUUGGUAACUAUUAAUUGAUCUUUACUGUGAACUUCACAUUGCACAUAAUUUGAAAAUAAAACAUUAAA